AUGGCGCGUGUUUUGAGAUUUAACAAUGUCAGGAAGAUUCACCAAACGGCUGGUUUUCAAGUUGGGGGAUUAUUUAGAGCUAGACGUCGAUUGCCUCCGAGUAAUAACGAGUGGGGACCUUUAACCGAUUUGCCUGACUACAUUGUCAUAGGAAAGGCUAAUCCUCAAUUUACAAGCCAAGGGCAAAGGCGACGAGCUAUUCAGCAAUACAAAGUAUCUAACAAAAUAAUUCAAUUGGUUGGCGAAAUGAAAGAAACUCAAGAAAAGCAUGUUAAGAAUAUGGAAAUGAAGGAGAGCAAUACCAAAAUAUUAAAGCAGCAGUGUCUUCGAGAGAAAGGGAAUCGAAGUGCAUAA
Messenger RNA from Schistosoma spindalis, 354 nucleotides. NCBI's taxonomy places the organism in Eukaryota, Metazoa, Platyhelminthes, Trematoda, Strigeidida, Schistosomatidae. The record is from the annotation of a GenBank genome assembly.